This is a messenger RNA of Gloeophyllum trabeum ATCC 11539, 1264 nucleotides long. RefSeq names its product glycoside hydrolase. The record is from RefSeq and is a predicted model, not a curated record. Gene Ontology annotation, molecular function: hydrolase activity, hydrolyzing O-glycosyl compounds. The transcript has 9 exons. NCBI's taxonomy places the organism in Eukaryota, Fungi, Basidiomycota, Agaricomycetes, Gloeophyllales, Gloeophyllaceae. Bases 25 to 1083 code for a protein of 352 amino acids.
GCACACACGAGACAACCGACCACGAUGAAGAUAAUGUAUGCUCUGUUGCCAGCUAUAGGCAUCUUGCCUGCAUUUCUGCCGGAGUGUCUGGCUGCCAACAGCUGGACCGGUGCUAACAACUACUACGUCUACACCUUGCCUACUGGCGAGCAGGAGACACUCUUCCAGGCAAUGAGCGAUGCUGGUAUGAAGGUCCUACGUACUUGGGUCACUGGACUGGACGCUGGACAAAAGGACUCUGAUAACAGUGCCGUCGGCGAUUUAGAGCAUGGAGGACUGGGUAACUACGAUGACCACGUAUUGGACUUGAUCGACCAGACUAUGGUGAUCGCCCACAACUAUGGCGUGAAACUACUCAUCGGCAUGCAUGAUGUCAACGCUUUGGAAGCUGGUGACGCGUACUCUCAAGCUGCCGGCAGUGCAGAAGCUUUCUACACUGAUGAAACGACCAUCGAGGCCUUCAACAAUCGGAUUACCUAUAUUCUCAACGUGCAUAAGCACCAGACCUUGGGUCAACCCUGGUCAGAGCUUGGCAGUUACAUCUUCGGACUCGAGGCGCAGAAUGAGCCCAUGAUCUUUGAUCAGAAUUUUUACACCUCACACUUGGACUGGAUCUGCAACACUGCGAAGCAGAUCCGAGGAAAUGUCGGCAACCCUGACAUGCUCAUCCUUACCGGUGGCGGCUCUGGUUCGGCUAGCGUCCAGUCGACUUUCUUCGACUCGAGUUGUGCAAUCGAUGUUGUUGCCAUCCAUGACUACAACGACGAUUGGGACAACUUCAUGUCCAAUGCGGUGUCUCAGGCUCAGGCUGCCGGGAAAAAGCUCCUCGUAGAGGAGUGGGGAUCGCUCUACAGCUCGGACGACGCUUCCCGCUUGGCCAACUUGGAGAACAAUAUUCAAAAGAUCAACAAUUAUGGGGUCCCCUGGCUCUACUGGGAGCUCAUCACCAACCCCGACCCCCAUUAUGGUCAGGACUAUGAGAUCGAGGUCAAUGGAGCGGACUGGAGCACCCUCGAGUCUGAGUCCAAGUCGACUGCGGGGGUAACGGCGGCAUUUGAUUUCUCCGCUGCCUUGGCUUUGUGACGAAUCUUGAGCCGUCCAGGGCGAGGUCGAAAUGCAAGAGACGGUAGUAGCUAUCAGCUGAGCCUUUCUCUCGGCUGCACAUCGCCUGCUGUUGGUUGGUGGCCUUUGCAUGCAUCGAUUACUGAACGUGUAUCGGGAAGCACCUGAUUUUGAGACGAAUCAAAUGAAGCUGCGUAGCUCA